This is a messenger RNA of Macroventuria anomochaeta, 435 nucleotides long. RefSeq lists its product as uncharacterized. The record is from RefSeq and is a predicted model, not a curated record. NCBI's taxonomy places the organism in Eukaryota, Fungi, Ascomycota, Dothideomycetes, Pleosporales, Didymellaceae. Bases 41 to 286 code for a protein of 81 amino acids. The transcript has a single exon.
GGCUUGCGAAGGGCUGACAUUUCUUGAAAGCUUGGAGCCCAUGGUUACUCGUCCAUGUUGUCUCGGACCAAAUCGAUCUCCAAGAUUUGACCAUCCUCCGGGUUUGCACCCUAUGUUUCAAUAUCCUCCAUCCCGUCGAGCUGCCAGCUCACGGCAUCAGCCAUCCUUAGAACCCAGUAUUCUCUCAAACCCCUCGGAUGAAUACCGGUCGCUAAAAAAAUCCGCACUAUCCAGCAUCAAGCCAUGCACGAUGUCGUGCAUAAGGUUCCACUGUUCGUCCCUGUAGAGAGGAUAUACGCUGAAAUGGAAGUACUGGCAUGAUUGCUUGAAGCACGUGUACCUACCUGUACGCGGAUGUAGCUAUAAAGGCGUUGUGAAGCUUAGCAGCGAGGUGUCGCACGAACUUGUAGGCUUGCCCCAGAUUGUUAUGUCCUA